This is a messenger RNA of Rhododendron vialii, 1627 nucleotides long. Its product is annotated as probable pectate lyase 5. The transcript has 4 exons. Bases 70 to 1278 code for a protein of 402 amino acids. The record is from RefSeq and is a predicted model, not a curated record. Gene Ontology annotation, molecular function: pectate lyase activity. NCBI's taxonomy places the organism in Eukaryota, Viridiplantae, Streptophyta, Magnoliopsida, Ericales, Ericaceae.
UCUUCUCUCUCAAUUAAAUUUAGCACUCUCUCUCUCUCUCUCUCUCUCUCUCUCUCUCUGUGGGAAAACAUGGCAAUCCCUCUGUUUCUUGUACUCCUCUUGCCCCUUCUAUCUCCAAACCCCAUCUCUUGUUCACCAGUUCAAGACCCCGAGAAAGUAGUACAAGAAGUGAAUGAGCGCAUCAAUGCAUCGAGAAGGAAAUUGGGUUUUCUCUCUUGUGGGACGGGCAACCCCAUCGACGAUUGUUGGCGGUGCGAUCCAAAUUGGGAACAAAAUCGCCAACGCCUAGCAGAUUGCUCUAUUGGGUUUGGCAAAAAUGCCAUUGGUGGCAAGGACGGUAAAAUCUACAUUGUUACCGACCCGCAAGACAAUGACCCGGUAAACCCAAAACCCGGCACACUACGAUACGGCGUGAUCCAAGACGAGCCUCUGUGGAUCAUAUUCGCACGUGACAUGGUGAUCAAGCUCAAAGAAGAGCUGAUCAUGAAUUCAUUCAAGACGAUCGACGGUCGAGGAUCCAGCGUCCACAUCGCCGGCGGGCCCUGCCUCACAAUCCAGUUCGUAACCAACAUUAUCAUACACGGGAUCAACAUUCACGAUUGCAAGCAGGGGGGGAAUGCCAACGUGCGGGACUCCCCGCGGCACUACGGGUGGAGGACGAUAUCGGACGGCGAUGGCGUGUCGAUUUUCGGGGGAAGCCAUGUUUGGGUGGACCAUUGCUCGCUGUCGAACUGCAACGAUGGUCUCAUUGAUGCAAUUCAUGGAUCAACGGCUAUAACUAUAUCUAACAACUACAUGACCCACCAUAACAAGGUUAUGCUGUUGGGCCACAGUGAUAGCUUUACACAGGACAAGAACAUGCAAGUCACCAUUGCAUUCAACCACUUUGGGGAGGGGCUUGUGCAAAGGAUGCCAAGAUGUAGACAUGGAUACUUUCAUGUGGUGAACAAUGACUACACCCAUUGGGAAAUGUAUGCAAUUGGGGGAAGUGCAGAGCCCACCAUCAACAGCCAAGGCAACAGAUUCCUGGCUCCCAACGACAGGUUCAACAAAGAGAUUACAAAACGUGAGGAAGCGCCGGAGAGUGAAUGGAAGAAAUGGAAUUGGAGAUCCGAAGGCGAUUUAAUGUUGAAUGGUGCAUUUUUCACGGCGACCGGAGCCGGGGCAUCAUCUAGUUAUGCAAAGGCAUCGAGCUUGGGAGCGAGACCCUCUUCGCUAAUUAGCUCAAUUACUUCGGGAGCAGGUGCACUUGGCUGCAAGAAAGGCUCACGCUGCUAAUGAUCCAAUUAUGGCUGGCUGCACUUAAUGGGGAGGUCCUUAAUGAAUACUAUCACAGAUAUAGGCCAAUUGUAUUUACAAGCAAAUUUGUUUGUUGAAGAAGACACCAUUAUAUAUAGUUCUAAAUUAUGUGAUUACAAGUUACAACCUCAGCAUGUUUUUAACUGGAUUAUCACCAUCUGGGUAUGUAAGAAUUCUGAUGGAGCCCAGAUGGGAUUUGAAGAAACCAGAGCUGAAGUGUUGAUGAAUUGUGUAUUAUGUUUUGUUAUGUACUAGUGGAUGUCCGUGUCUAAAGGUACAUUAGAAUGUAACGUAGUCUCAGCUUAAAUAAAUUAUCAUUUCUACCCAA